Messenger RNA from Vespa crabro (European hornet), 2720 nucleotides. Its product is annotated as putative ATPase N2B. Gene Ontology annotation, cellular component: mitochondrion; cytoplasm. The coding region runs from base 1092 to 2369 and encodes 425 amino acids. Lineage: Eukaryota; Metazoa; Arthropoda; Insecta; Hymenoptera; Vespidae. Gene Ontology annotation, molecular function: ATP binding; ATP hydrolysis activity. The record is from RefSeq and is a predicted model, not a curated record. The transcript has 8 exons.
GAAAUAUACGGGUUUCUAAAUUCGUUACAAAUAACGAAGCUACGAUUGGCUGAAUGCCAGCAUUCUAUAUAACAUGGACUUCGUCGAAAGUUUUUUUAACACAUAUAAUUCCUAGUUAUCUCUUUUUAAGACUUUUAUCUUUUGCAAUAAUUAAUGAAAAAAAUUUGAUUAUGUAUUCGGACCAAUAUAAAUUCGAUCAAAAAAUACUUAAUUUUUGUUUAAACAGGGCAAAAACGAUUCUAUCUAAAUACGGUAACAGGAAAUGACAUUUGUGUUAAAGAUUGAACGUGUACUUCCUUUUCAACGUAUACACAUGAUCGUGGAUGUAAUAAAGACGUUAAAUACGUCAUUGUCUUGCUUUUUUUAACCUCCCUUACGUCAUGCUGGUAGCGCGCAAUACGUAAAAAUUUCAAAAGAUCUUUCCCGUACUGUCAAGAAUAAGUACCGGAGUGUAUAUACGUUGUAAAAGCUAAAGACAUCGUUAGUAGUGAAAAUGUCGCGUCAAGUUAGAUAAGAGCGUAGAAUAUUUGAUAAUGAUCGUGACGUAAAUCACCUGACUUUCAAACUUGGGUAUAGACAAGAGACAGAUUUUUUUCCUCUUCUUGUACCUUGUACAAGAUUUUUAUUAAAAAAAUUUUAAUUUCGGUAUGAUCUUUUUGUAUCUUUCCAUAAGCGUAACGUCCGAGCUGUAUUAUGUUUCCAUAUUGAUCGCGUUCAGUUAGCAACUUCUUUUAUGAAGCGCAACGAUAUGAACAAAUACGUUAUAUAAAUUUUCUAUUCAUUCGAGCAUAUAAUUACGUGUAUCUCUCUGUGUACAUUGAACUGAAUAAAUUGAAGAAGGAAAAUUCUUUUUUUUAUUUCCUUACUAAUGUAUGUAAUAUUCCAUUCAUUACUCAUUAUUUUACUGAGCAUGUGCAAUUCAAAUUCCUGAUGAGACAUAUCUCUUUGAUGCUGACUAAGGCACAACCAUAUUGAUUAUAUUUUAUUUCAAAAAGACAAUAAAAACAGUGAAUAGAAUAUUUGGAAGAAGUUUCCUUUUACCUACAGAAAUUUAUAAUCUAUUUUUUUCUUUCAGAAUAAUUACGACCACAAUGAUUAUCCUUCUUGUGAAAAAAUAUUCUGGUUUAAGUUACAUUUCACAAUUACUGCUACGAUCACAACCUGUUUUUUCCUUUCAGUAUUGUGGAUAUGUUCAUGAUGUAAAGUUAAACGUUACUAAUGGUCCUAUUGGAGCUUUGAAAGAAAAAAUAUAUAAAAAAGAAUUAAUGAAUGAUGAAUGCAAAUGGUUUGGAUGGAAAAAAAAGGAUCCACCAAAAGGGUUAUAUCUUUAUGGUGCUGUUGGUGGUGGUAAAACAAUGUUAAUGGAUCUUUUUUAUAAUUGUUGUCAGAUUCAAAGUAAGAAACGUGUACAUUUUCAUUCCUUCAUGCUUGACGUGCACAAGAAAGUUCACGAGGUUAAGAAAACUAUAGUGAGAAAUACUAAUAGUACUAAACUUCAACCGUUUGAUCCAAUACCACCGGUAGCUGCUGCUAUUACAGAAGAAGCUUGGUUAUUAUGUUUCGAUGAAUUUCAGGUGACAGAUAUUGCAGAUGCAAUGAUAUUGAAACGAUUAUUUACUGAAUUGUUCAAUAACGGUGUGAUUGUUAUUGCAACAAGCAAUAGAUCGCCCGAUGAUUUGUACAAGAAUGGAUUACAAAGAGGAAAUUUUAUACCUUUUAUAAAAAUCUUAAAAGACCACUGUUUCGUUGAAACAUUAGAUUCUGGUGUUGACUAUAGGUCGAGGGCUGGGUCUGGAGAUAAUAAAAUAUAUUUUAUAAAAGGGAAAGAUGUUGUAAAAGAUGUUGAUAAUGUUUUCAAAUAUCUAUGCUCAAAAGAAAAUGAUAUUGUAAGACCACGCACAAUUUCUAUAAAAGGUCGUAAUGUAAAUUUUCAAAAAACUUGUGGUAGAGUUCUGGAUUCAACAUUUGAUGAAUUAUGCGAUAGGCCUAUUGGUGCUAGUGAUUACUUGGAACUAAGUCAGAUUUUUCAUACAGUGAUAAUAAGAGAUGUUCCACAACUAAAUCUUCGAUUAAAAUCUCAAGCAAGAAGAUUUAUUACUUUGAUCGAUACAUUAUAUGACAACAAGGUAAGAGUUGUGAUAUCUGCUGCAGUACCACAUACACAAUUAUUUGUAGCAGAAGGUGAAAGCGAAUAUACGGAUGAUAAACGAAUGUUAAUGGAUGAUUUGAAGAUUUCACAUGAUUCUGCUGAUCAUAAGUCUAACAUUUUUACUGGCGAAGAAGAACUUUUUGCUUUUGAUCGUACCAUAUCCCGAUUAUCAGAAAUGCAAACAUCUCAAUACUGGGAACGAUGGGAACAACAUAGAUAAUGAUAGUCUCACUUUAGUACAAAUGAUUUUAGUAGUAUUUUAUAGUAUUUUAUUUGAACUAAUUAUGGUACAAAUUGUUUUAAUGAUUCAUAUCCUUUAUAUCAAAUGACUUAAUGGUACCUGGUUUCUUAAAUAUUAUUUUAACAUUAUUAACAAAGAGCUCAAAUAGACUUGUUAAUUUAUGUAUUAUUUAUUCUUAACUUAUAAUAAUAUAUUUAUAACAUGUAUAUAUGACUGAAUGUUACCAAGGUUGUUAAAAAGAAUAUUAAAAUGCGAUUUUUUUUUUUAUAUAUUAAGAGUUGCCUAUGUACGAACAAAUUUGGAAUAGAAAUUGUUCUACGUUUUACGUCA